GGGCCGCUCCGCCCCGCUCCGUGCCCGCUUCCUGCAGCGCGGCGCAGCCGCCGCUUCCUGCUCCUCCCCGUGGCGGGGCGGCUCGGCUCGGCACGGCUGGGGUUGACCUGGCGGCUCGUUCAAACUCGGCGGCAGGGGGGCGAAGCCUGGGGGCGUCUCCCGGCCCUCGCCGUGCGCGGAGUGAAGUACAAUAUAAAAUGGAAACAUUGUUUUCAUGCCUCUGAGGCAACAAGAAUAAAUCUAUAACUAACUCAGGACUAUGAUGAUGACCAUUCAGCUGUAAAGAGCAAACGACAACUGAGAAACAAAGUGUCUGGGUGAAGUUGCAGGUGUCUCAAAACCAAGUGAAGAAUAGUCACCCAAGAAGCUAAUAAGAUGACAUCUCUACCAAGGAGGGUAAAAUCUCAGUCCAAAGCCCUUAUAUCAGAAGAUGGUGAACUAUCUCCAUUUCUUAAUUCGAGCUCUGAAUCAGAAGAGGAAGAAGAGGAGUGGGAGCCAAAAAGCAAAGUUGCCAAGAGACCUCGGUUGACAAAGAAAAAUGAGGCAAAACCUAAAAAACUUGCUGCUCCACGAUCAGCUGUGGCCAGGAAAAAGGUCAAAAAGAUAGCAAUAAAAGAAGAAUUGGAUCUAUCCUUGCCUAUUGCUCCUGCAGAAGAUAAUAGGGUGCAACUUCUAAAACCUAAGGAAGAAGAUGUAGGCACUAAAUUGAAAACUUUAGAUCAAAUGCCAGUAGUGCCUAAAAAAAUGGAAGCAAAUUCAUUCCAAGGGAUGAAUGUAAGGAGUUCAGAGAGUGAUGAAAAACCUUCAACAAGUGCUCCUAUAGUGGGAAAUGAAGCGAAACAUGAGAAAUCUGAGGAGGAUUUUGCAUUUGAUGAACCACCUUUUAAAAAGAUUAAAUCGACUACAUCUCCUGAAGGAAAGCCAGUAAAAAAUCUAGGAGGCAACAAAGUAAAAGAAGAAUGUGAAAUGAACUGGGAUAUUGUACAGGUUUUGUCAGAAAGAACAAACGUUGAGCCAUGGGUAUGUGCAAACUUAAUUCGCCUCUUUCAAGAAGAAAACACAAUUCCUUUUAUUGCUCGAUAUCGAAAAGAGCUCAUCAAUAAUCUGGAGGCUGAUGCCUUGCGAGAAGUGCAGCAAACAUUGGAAGAGCUACGUUCUGUUGCAAAGAAGACACAUACAAUAAUACAGAAGUUGAAGAAAGAGGGGAAACUAUCAGGUUGUCUAUUCACAGCAUUAUUAAACUGCAGAACUUUCGAAGAAUUGGACCAUGUGUCUGCACCUUAUAAAACUGGGAGUAAAGGUACCAAAGCCCAGAGAGCCAAGCAGCUGGGAUUAGAACCUGCAGCUCUUUCUCUCCUGCAGAAUCCUAUGGAACUCAAUCUCUUUUCUUACAUUAGACCCAAUGUCAAAGGACUUGCAAAUAUCCAGGAAGUAGAGGCUGGAGUACAGCAUAUUCUAGCUGAUAUCUUUGCUAAGGAUAAAGAUACCCUGGACUUCAUCAGGAAAUUAUGUCAGCAAAGGUACAUUUGUAUCCAGUCAGCCUUGGCAAAAGUGUCAUCCAAAAAUGGAAAUGAAAAAGAUAUUGAUAAAUUCCAGCUAUACCAUGAGUUUUCUUGUAAUAUAAAAAAUAUUCAGCAUCAUCAGAUUCUGGCCAUUAACCGAGGGGAAAAUCUGAAGAUCCUGACAGUGAAGGUCAACAUUCCUGACGGGGUGAAGAACGAAUUCUGUUGGUGGUGUGUCAAUGAAAGAUGGAAACCAAAACAAUUUUUAAAACCAGAAUUUAUGAGGAUACUACGAAACUCAGUAGAGGAUGCAUAUAAACGCCUUAUAUAUCCUCUCCUCUGUAGAGAAUUCAGAUCGAAGUUGACAUCUGAUGCAGAGAAAGAGUCUGUGAUGAUGUUUGGGAGAAAUCUUCGGCAGUUGCUUCUGACCAGCCCUGUGAGGGGUCGUACUAUGAUGGGAGUAGAUCCUGGCUACAAGCAUGGCUGCAAGUUGGCUAUUAUUUCACCAACCAGUCAGAUACUCCAUACUGAUAUUGUCUACUUGCAUUCUGGUCAAGGAUUUCGGGAAGCUGAGAAGAUAAAGAGACUUUUACAACAGUUCAACUGUAGCACUGUUGUGAUUGGCAAUGGCACAGCCUGCAGAGAAACAGAAGCUUACUUUGCUGAUUUAAUUAUGAAGAAAUACUUUGCACCACUGGAUGUUGUUUACUGCAUUGUCAGUGAAGCAGGAGCAUCUAUCUACAGUGUGAGUCCAGAAGCAUCAAAGGAAAUGCCAGACCUAGACCCUAACCUUAGAAGUGCAGUUUCCAUAGCUAGACGUGUACAAGACCCAUUAGCUGAGCUAGUGAAAAUUGAGCCCAAACACAUAGGAGUUGGAAUGUAUCAGCAUGAUGUAUCGCAGACUUUGCUCAAAGCAACGCUGGACAGUGUGGUUGAAGAGUGUGUCAGCUUUGUAGGAGUUGAUAUUAACAUCUGCUCAGAAAUACUAUUAAGACAUAUUGCAGGACUGAAUGCUAACAGAGCUAGAAAUAUAAUUGAAUGGCGAGAGAAGAAUGGACCAUUUAUAAAUCGAGAACAGCUCAAGGAAGUUAAGGGUCUGGGCCCUAAAACUUUCCAACAGUGUGCUGGCUUCAUCAGAUUCAAUCAAGAAUAUAUAAAGACUUUCUGCAGUAGUAAGAAAACUCAACUUGGAAGUCAUGCACUUUUGACUAAAGCAGGUGCACAAGCCACCAGUGAAAAACAAGCUAAAAAGAAGAGCAAACCAACACCAAGUUCCUCACAGCAGCCCAAUCCUUUGGACCAAACUUGUAUCCAUCCAGAGUCUUACAACAUUGCAAUGAGGUUACACUUCAGUUAUGUGAUAUAUUGGUAGUUAUGAAAACACCUAACAACAGCAUGCCUAACAGCAUGGUAGCAAAGUGGCCGUGUUGGAGUGUAAUGGUGUCUGAAUUUCUUCGCAGUUAGAAACUUCAUCAUUUCUUGAUAUAUCCUUUCAAAAUGUUGUAAACUCAGUGCUUUAUAGGUUUCUGAAUGCACUCAGAUAAUCUAUAAUGUUAAUAAAUUACACAUUGGAGGAAAAACAUUGGUUAAAUAUCCUUAUCUGAUUAAACCAUAUAAGUAGUUUUAAAUAGAUUUGAAACUUUAACUUUGUGUCCAGCAGCUAAUCACAGAGAGUAAGAUAUUGUUUGGUUUAUAAUCCAACUCAGUAGUUGAAAUAUUGAAGAUCUGUAUGCCUAGUGAAAACAAGAACGCUCAACAUCUGCAUUAUACAAAUAAUGCUUUUGCACUUCAAAACAUUACUUAAACAUAAAUGCCUGCAUAAUUUAAGUUCACUACUGUCAUGAAUGUACAUUUUACUUAACAAAGCACAUGCUAAUGCAAAGUUGUUUUGUUUUCAGAGUGAUUAUGUUGCAUUACCAUUAAUUCAUGUGUGCACUGUGACAAGAUGUAAUGGCAUAUCAUGUUGCUUUAAUGUAAUGAAUCCAGUACUCCAAGCUCUUAAGUCGUGUUGCUGGAAAUGAUUACAUAAAACAGAACGACUGUGACUAAAACCCUUACAAAGCUUUAGGACUCCUGCAUAUUGUAAGAAGCUUUUUGGGGGGUUUAAAGUAACUUCUUAUAUAAUUUUUCUGAAGGCUUCCCUUGGAAACAUUUUUUUUACUGUUUUCUGACUUUAUUUGCAUUCCACUGAAAUUUGCAUUAUCUUUUAAGCAUUGCAAGGGCUGUGCUAUAAUUUUGUGCAGAUGUGUAUGUUAAGUGAACAUGAUGUGCUUAUUUGUUACAUUUAUGCUACUUUUCUUUCUUUAUCUGGGUAAGAUGGAUGAAAUUAUGUAUUAAAUAAAAAACAUCAGUGAUUUAGCCAUGACCAUUCUCUUCAGGUUGUACAAGACUGCAAAAAAAAUGUGUUUUAAACUAAGGUAGUUGCUUAGGUUUCAGAAUAUCAUCUAAAUCUCAAAACUCAAACUCUAAAUCUCUAAACCAGCUAAAUCUCACUCUGUUCUAAAUAACUUUCCUAAGAGAGUUGCAGCUUUUAUCUGACUUGAUGUUCCUUGAACAGAAAGUUCAACAUUCACUCAGACACUCAACAUUUGAGGGAAUAAGGAUAGUAUAUCUUAUAAGAAUGACCUCACUUCUGAGAAAACAUCUUGUCUUUCACAUUUCAAUUUUUGUUAUCUUUUCGUUAGGUUUUAUCUUUCUGGUAGAUAAACAUAGCACUUGAACUACUGCAGCGUGUUAUUUAGUUCACAUAUGUAGCCAGGAAAAUCCUUGAAGGGCUUACAUUUUUACACAGAUUAUUCAUGUUCCUAUGGUUAUGCAUCUGGAACUGUCAUUUACAAAUGGAGUGAGAUUUUUUUUCAGAGAUUGUAGCAAGAUAGUUUAACGUUACUAAGGUCAAAAUAAGGAAAAUUAAGGAAAGCCUUUAUUUUACCCUGUAACCAUAUCAGUCUUGGUUGUUUCUGGCUAUAUCCUUUUUUUUCUGACCCUAAAUAACUCCUGAAGUUGUUGGGUUGCUUUUUUAUUAAUAAGAAAACAUUUAACUUUGUUCAUAGGAAUGACAUUUAAAGAUAGAAAUGAUCAAUAUAAUGGGCUAGUGUUCAGCCAUAUAUUUGUGCUUUAUAUUGAUUUUUAGUCUGUGCCCUCAAGCUAUGUUUGAGUGAAAAUGUAUACUAAAUAUGUAACUAGAUUGAACGGUAUUUUUAAAAACUACAUCUAUAAUCCAUAAUAAAUUGCUUUUAUUUGGAAAUAUUUUACUAUGUAGCUCUUUUGUACCAGAACUGAAAAACGUGAGAAUUUCCGAAAUAGAAUUAUGUUGCUUGUGUUAGAGGAUUUUUUUUUGUGUGUGUAUGUAUAAGCAUGCACUUUGGGCCUUGUUAUAGUGUUCUGUUCUGCAUACGUAUAGCUCAUGAUCUUGAAAUAUUCUUAAACAAAUGCGUGACUUCUAGAACACGAAUAAUUCAGUUGAGGGCAGUGGGACUUAGGUACUUAAAACUGGGCACACGUUUAAGCAUCUUUUGGCUGAAGCCAAAAUUUUAUUCUGAGCAGUAACCACAUUAGUAAGUUUUUAAAUAAUGAGGAGCCCAAAGCCACUAUCCUUGCCUAAAUGAGAAAUUCUCUUUAAUAUCAGAUAAAUACUUUCUGGGGAAGUGGGGGAAGGAAGAGGUGGUGGUGGCAAGGGGGAGCCAAAAUAACUUUCAUGAAUAGUAAUUGACGGAUCAGACACCUGGGCUGUGUCCCGUUUCAUGCUGGUUUUCUUUCCAGCAACCUGCACGUAAUGCAGUGCAUUCUGAUUGCAUUAUCCACCCGUUUGAAAGUUUUGUACGUAAGGUUUUUUACACAUCACUGACUGUUCCAUGUGGUUGCACUUACCAACAGCGAAACCCACCCUGUUACCGUUUUACAGUGUGAAUAUGCUCCUGUGAAGUUCUAAUGGUGAAAAAAAUGUUACUUAGGGGUGCUCAUGCUGCACGUCCAUUUGAAGUGAAAUAAAGCCAAGUACAUGAAUGUCAGCAAACUUGUUUAUAGGAGCUCUGGGUAAAGCAUACAUUAUUUAGAAGGUUGAGUCAUAAGGCUGGUAGGGUUUGCCAUGCUACAUCUGGCACGUCACUCACAGCUCGGACAGCUGCCGCCUGUCACUAGUGCACUGGGGUGGCAUUGUCCAUCUAUUGAUGUUAGCAGCCAGCAGCUCAGAGGAGCUGAAGAACGCCUCGCCUGGACCUACACACAUUUCCAGCGUUAUCAUUUUCAUGUUCUUUUGCGGUUGAUAGAAGGUGCUUUCAUAAAAGGUCUGAUAUUUUUGUAUAUAGGUUCUUAUUGGAAAAAAAUAUGUGCAUAGUAGUAGUUGUUAGUGUACAGAAAAUAAAAAUUAGUAUUUAGAAUUAAACAAUUUUGCAUCUGUUUUGAUACUUACUUUGUUUCCAGAGCACCUCAAAUUACUUAAUAAUAGUGAUGUCAAAGUAGAAAUCUGGUCAAUUAAAAUUCAGUGAGCCCUGAGAAAAGUCUCAUCCACUGAACCCUUGUUUAUUUUUUUCAUUUUUUCCUUCAUAUACAACCACACAGAAGAUCCAUAUCCAUUGAGAAAAUGAGAAAAUUAAUGUGAAAAUGGUAUCUAUCAGUGUUAAAAGCAAAUGUAUGUGUUGCAGCUACAUGUAAGUUGCCAUGGUUGUGCUUGAAUUCAGUAAGGAGUAGAAAUCCUGACAGUCAGUUUUAGACUGCUGUCCUCCUUUUGGUGAAAUCAGGGGGCAUUUUGGAGUGAAGAUUUGCCCUUGUGCUCAAAGAUAAGGUUUGUGAUUUACACAAAGUCCGAUAUUGCAUUAAUAAUGUUACUUCAGUUUAUGUUCUCUUAAAAAGAAAUUUAACAUACUUAAUUGCAUACAACAUUUUCUGAGUUACCACAUGAAAUGCUGUCAGUUGAGUUUCUCGGUUAAAUAAAUAAAAAUGCAUGGUU
Cygnus olor (mute swan) is the source of this 6447-nucleotide messenger RNA. It is a transcript of the gene SRBD1, whose product is annotated as S1 RNA binding domain 1. The transcript is spliced from 21 exons. Gene Ontology annotation, molecular function: mRNA binding; structural constituent of ribosome. The record is from RefSeq and is a predicted model, not a curated record. NCBI's taxonomy places the organism in Eukaryota, Metazoa, Chordata, Aves, Anseriformes, Anatidae. The coding region runs from base 376 to 2874 and encodes 832 amino acids. Gene Ontology annotation, biological process: nucleobase-containing compound metabolic process; translation.